Messenger RNA from Aspergillus versicolor CBS 583.65, 600 nucleotides. RefSeq names its product ferric reductase-like transmembrane domain-containing protein. Bases 63 to 542 code for a protein of 159 amino acids. The transcript has a single exon. The record is from RefSeq and is a predicted model, not a curated record. Lineage: Eukaryota; Fungi; Ascomycota; Eurotiomycetes; Eurotiales; Aspergillaceae.
ACUUACAUCUCACGAAGGCGUUGGGCCACGUUGGUCUAUCGCAAUUGCCAUUACAGGUGGCCAUGUCACCAGCCUUUUAUGCAACAUCGACACCACGAGCAUCAUCGCUGCUCUCAACCCUGACCUCAAUCCCGCAACCAACGUUGACAGCGUAUCAUCGUCUCUUCGCGCGCGUAGUCGUCAGCCCAUUACUCGUCGGACAUGCAGUUCUGUACUGUCUAUUCUUCCUGCAGUCGGGCCAUCCCGAUUUCAGUUCUUUGUUCGCCAAGCGCAUUCUUGAUUUGGAUGUCCAACUGGGAAUUACCGCAGUGGUGGCAGCCAGCGCAAUCAUGAUCACUGCGCGGCCGAAGGGGACAGGUGGUGGAUUAUGGAAAGGCUCUGUUCAAGAGAGACGAAGUGCUUUCUAUGCUGCCCAUCUGUUUCUUGUGGGUGUAAUGUGUCUUGCGGCGUAUUUCCACGUUGCCCAGGCCCAAGCAUUUGUGCUCGAAUCGUUAGUGGCUUUUGUGGUGAAUUUAGGGUGCUGUUAUAUGACCGCGAAAUAAGCGAUAUAUAGCUAGACAGUUUAGAGCCGUUGAAAAUACUACGCUGGGGGUACCCGAG